This is a messenger RNA of Octodon degus (degu), 1698 nucleotides long. Its product is annotated as zinc finger protein 709. The transcript is spliced from 4 exons. Gene Ontology annotation, biological process: regulation of transcription by RNA polymerase II. Gene Ontology annotation, molecular function: RNA polymerase II cis-regulatory region sequence-specific DNA binding; DNA-binding transcription factor activity, RNA polymerase II-specific. Gene Ontology annotation, cellular component: transcription regulator complex; PcG protein complex. The record is from RefSeq and is a predicted model, not a curated record. Lineage: Eukaryota; Metazoa; Chordata; Mammalia; Rodentia; Octodontidae.
AUGUUCUAGGACUCAGUGUUCUUUGAGGAUGUGGCUGUGAAUUUUACCCAGGAGGAGUGGGCCUUGCUGGAUCCUUCCCAAAAGGAGCUCUACAGAGAUGUGAUGCAGGAAACCUUCAUUAACUUGGCUUCUAUAGAGGAAAGUUGGGAUGACCACAGCAUUGAAGAUAAUCACAAAAACCAGGGAAAAAACCUAAGACACAUGAAAUCUCAUAAUGGAUGCCAACCUUAUGAGUGCCACAAAUAUGGAGAGAAGUUAUAUGAAUGUAAAGAAUGUGGGAAAACAUUCAGUUUUCGAAGUUCAUUUCGAAUACAUGAAAGAACUCACACUGGAGAGAAGCCCUAUAAAUGUAAGGAAUGUGGGAAAGCUUUCAGUUGGCCCAGUUCCUAUCAGAUACAUGAAAGGACUCACACUGGAGAGAAACCAUAUGAAUGUAAGGAGUGUGGCAAAGCCUUCAUUUAUCACACAACUUUUCGAGGACACAUGAGGAUGCACACAGGAGAGAAACCAUAUAAAUGUAAAGAAUGUGGGAAGACUUUUAGUCAUCCAAGUUCAUUUCGAAACCAUGAAAGAACUCACUCUGGAGAGAAACCCUAUGAAUGUAAACAAUGUGGAAAAGCCUUUAGGUAUUACCAAACUUUUCAAAUACAUGAAAGAACUCACACUGGAGAGAAACCCUAUCAGUGUAAGCAAUGUGGUAAGGCUCUUACCUUUGAUUGUCCCAGUUCAUUUCAAAUUCAUGAGAGAACUCACACUGGAGAGAAGCCCUAUGAAUGUAAGCAAUGUGGAAAAGCCUUCAGUUGCUCCAGUUCUUUUAGAAUGCAUGAAAGAACUCACACUGGUGAAAAACCUCAUGAAUGUAAGCAAUGCGGGAAGGCCUUCAGUUGUUCAAGUUCUGUUCGAAUCCAUGAAAGAACUCACACUGGAGAGAAGCCCUAUGAGUGUAAACAGUGUGGCAAAGCCUUCAGUUGUUCUAGCUCUUUUCGAAUGCAUGAAAGAAUUCACACUGGAGAGAAACCCUAUGAAUGUAAACAGUGUGGGAAAGCCUUCAGUUUUUCUAGUUCCUUUCGAAUGCAUGAAAGAACACACACUGGAGAGAAACCUUAUGAAUGUAAGCAGUGUGGGAAAGCCUUCAGUUGUUCUAGUUCCUUUCGAAUGCAUGAAAGGACCCACACUGGAGAGAAACCCUAUGAAUGUAAACAGUGUGGGAAAGCCUUUAGUUGUUCUAGUUCUAUUCGGAUACAUGAAAGGACUCACACUGGAGAGAAGCCCUAUGAAUGUAAGCAGUGUGGGAAGGCCUUUAGCUGUUCCAGUUCUGUUCGAAUGCAUGAAAGGACUCAUACAGGAGUGAAACCCUAUGAAUGUCAGCAAUGUCAUAAAGCCUUCAGUUGCUCUCGUUCAUUUCGAAUCCAUGAAAGAACUCAUACUGGGGAGAAACCCUAUGAAUGUCAACAAUGUGGUAAAGCAUUCAAGUGUUCCCGUUCCUUUCGAAUACAUGGAAGAACUCAUAAUGGACAAUAACCAUUUGAAUAUAAAAAAAAUGUAAAGCUUUCUGAUGUCUCAUUGCUCUUUGAAGAUAGGGCAGGACUUUUACUGUAAAGAAACCCUGUGAAUAUAAAAUAUGGGAGGGCCUGCAAAGGUAGCUCAGCACUAGAGGCCUUGACUAGUGUGCAUACAGUCCCUGGUUUAUUCUUUCAC